AUGAGGAGGCGGUCACAUUACAUGAGGAAGCCGUCAGGUUACAUGAGGAGGCCGUCACAUUACAUGAGGAGGCCGUCACGAAUAUACCUGACAGUAACCAUGGGGAUGACCUCUUUAUCAAUAAUUCUCGUGGUAUUCGUUCUCCAACUACACCACGUAGGACCACAUCAACGACCCGUUCCAAGAUGGCUGAGGUUUAUAUGCGUAGAAAUUCUAGCGCGUAUAAUGUGCAUGCGCACUUCGCAGAUUCCGGCAUCUUACAGCAAUGACUUUCGCAAAGAUGACAUGUGCCUCACAACUUUCUUCGAGAACGUUGACGGACAUAAUUGCAACGGAAAUCUUCCACAAAAUACUUUAAAAUACCACGAUAAAAUCAUAGAUGUGGAAAGAGACACCACACAUAGAAGGAUUACUAAACACCUAAAAGUUUUAGUUGAAAAACAAGACUUUGAUGACCAUCACCAAGACAUUGUGAAUGAGUGGCGGUUUGUGGCAUUAGUAAUGGACAGGAUUCUAUUCUGGGUGUUCCUGUUUGCUUCUUUAAUCUCCUCAAUAAUGAUAUUAGUUGUUGAACCAAUGCGAAAACCACCGGUGUGAUGACAGUACAACGUUUUUGUUGUGUGUAUAUAUAACAGUAACUACAAAUUAUCAAAAACGCAUUACAAACAAGGGAUACUUUAAUGGAUACCAUCUUAUUACCUCCCCUUUCAAUGACUAUCUCACACGUUGCGUCAUAACAAACGAAUAAUUAUAUAUUUAUCGCAAGUUGUAUUCUUUAUUUUUCCAUAAUUCAAAACGCUGCUCAACACUUCGUGGCGUCGCGCUGUGUCCAAAUAUUGAAACUGAAAUAAAUACUGAACAAAGGACAUUUAAUAGGGGUGACAAAACCUGUUUAAGAUACAUGCUAUUUAUAUGUAAUUACGUCUAGACAUGUUGGACCACAUUUAUAUAUAUUUCUACAAAUUUCAGUAAAAUGUAUUUAGAAAAACAAACCAAUAAGGGAGGUAAUCCGGUAUAGUGUCAUGCCUUGUAGGCGUCGCUUUGCCUACCUCGAUAGAGGUGUCCAUCUUAUAUAAAAGUGACGUUACCACCACAGAUAUGCAUGACUAGUACGAGAAGUGUGAAUGCAAUGUUAUAAACGAGACAUCAACAUUUUGCAAAUGAAUUAUUGCGAAUGUAUAAAAUUACAAAAUAAUGAAAUGGCUGUGUCAGAGAACAUGCGACAGAAUGAGUAUAUAUGUGACAUCAGGUGAGUAGUUAUUGUACUUGGAUAACAGAAUGAGUAUAUGUGUGACAUAAGGUGAAUAGUUAUUGUACUGGGAUAACAGAAUGAGUAUAUAUGUGACAUCAGGUGAGUAGUUAUUGUACUGGGAUAACAGAAUGAGUAUAUGUGUGACAUCAGGUGAGUAGUUAUUGAACUGGGAUAACUGAAUGAGUAUAUGUGUGACAUCAGGUGAGUAGUUAUUGUACUGGGAUAACAGAAUGAGUACAUGUAUAUGUGUGACAUCAGGUGAGUAGUUAUUGUACUGGGAUAACAGAAUGAGUAUAUGUGUGACAUAAGGUGAAUAGUUAUUGUACUGGGAUAACAGAAUGAGUAUAUGUGUGACAUCAGGUGAGUAGUUAUUGUACUGGGAUAACAGAAUGAGUAUAUUUGUGACAUCAGGUGAGUAGUUAUUGUACUGGGAUAAUUUCUAGAUCCGUCAGUAAAGGUUGUAUCGACACUAUUAACACGUUCGACAUUGUCGGCACGAAUACUGACCUGCCAGAGACAGCCAGUACGAGUAAACUAUUCGUGUACAUCAUACGUACACGUGCAGUUUAGUGAAAUGUGUGUACUAUUGCGUGCGUCAUCAUCAUUUGUAUAUAUAACGUUACCAUUUACCUUUUGAAUGAUCAGUAUCAUAAAUGCAAUAGGAUACCGUGAGAUUAUUGUUCGGUGGUGUUGUACGGACUCAUAUAUUGUUCUAUUUUGCAAAUGUACAUUCUGCAUAUAGAUAGAUCUGUUUGUUUCAAACGGUAUGAUAACAUUUAUAUUUUUAUUUUUUUUCAAAUUUGGAAUAAUAAUCAAAUUAUGUUUAUUUUAAGUGUUAUUCAUUUGAUGCAAAAUAUCUAUAAUUUCAUAAACGAAGUUUGAAACAGAACAAAUGUAUGUCGACGUGACCUUGCAAGUAUACAUGUAUACAGAUUACGCUCGGUUUUUAUUUUCCUAUAUCUUAAUAAUUCAUUUUUUAUUUGUAUUAGUCAUUACCUACUUCUGUAAGAAAGUAAAACAUACAACUGGCAAAAUGAUAAUAGAUGAUAUCAAACACUAUUUAUUUAGCGUCGUAGGAUGUUUAUGAAAUUCCUGUAGUGAGUUAAAUAGUGUAGUGUUUAAACACCCACAUAUUAGAAUAACUUGGUAUACCUUCAAAAACGUAUUUACAAAGUCAUUUUCUGUAAUCAUUCCCGAUUCCUUAAUUACACACCAUAGUUUAACGGAAAUUUCUCUGUUCUUUAUUCGAAAAGUGACAACCAAGGAGGAUAUUUGAACUACGAUCUCGACUUACUUUAACUGCGGAUAUAUCUUACUAGAUGUUAUUAUGUACUGAUUUAUUAUAGAACCUUAAGCCCAGAAAGGGAUAGCAUAGGUUUGUUUUAAUUGUUGAUCUAAUGAAAACAAUACCAGAGGAUAAGAUAAAUGUAUUACUUAAGUAAACCUUUUUAUUUGUAAAGCCUUUUGUUUACUUGGCGUUUAUUUUCAAUUUCAUUUCCUUCUCUGAAAAUGACUUUUCACUUCAUUUGGUAGUACUCUGACUGGUAGAUUUCUAAAGUUCGAGUGUGCUUUGCGUGUGUGGUUGAAAGAAAAUAACUAAUCUUUUAAUACAUUUUUGUCUAGUCGGCCAUUUUGUGUUGAUGACGAAUGCAAGGACCGCAGUAUGUUAUUGUGUACAGCCCUUUAUGCAGCUGCAUGGACGAUAUAGACGAGUUUUAGUUUCUUCCUAAGUCUUUUGAUAUAAAGACUAAUGAGUAUCGCCCUAAGGGUCAUCAUCUAGAUUUACUUAUUUUCUUGAAAUAUAUGUAAACUGUUUAGCCGGGUUAGUUCUUUUGUGUAAAUUAUGUGGAUUUGAAUGCGCCUCGAAUGAGACUAUUUUGUAAAGUAUCGUCACGAGUUGUGUCAGUUGAAGGCCAGGCAUUAUUCUAAAUAACCUAACACUUCUAGGCUCACUGUUUAAAAGUCAGCCUGUGUUUGUUAAUGUGUUUCGGUGAAUAUUUUAAGUAACCUGAAUGUUUGUUAUGAUUAUUUUCAUAGUAGAAGAUUGACGAUCUGUUGUACGUAAUGCAGUAAGUGUUAAAUGACAAAUAAGCUAGAAGUAUCAGGCUCUAAGAUUGACCAUUUGUUCUGUAGACUGGAGACAUACACAUAUAUCAUUCUACUAAUGUUACUUUGUAUAGGUUAAGAAUUAUUGUAUACCAGAUAUGGAGUGUAACAUAUAAAUAUAAACAGGGGAGAAAUAACCUAAGACACUGUUAUUAUCUGUCUUCAUCAUAUAGGCGACAUCAAAAAUGAAAAUUGAAACUGAAUUAAAACACCAGAUGAUACUGUCUCCGGCAAGGGUACAUAUUUCCCAGCCUUUGUCAUUCUUUUGUUCGAAGGCACAGACUAAGAUUUUUGCAGCUGCUUCUUUAAGUAACUUCUAACACAUUGACACAUGGCUGCUUACAAGGCGAAUUUUCAAAAAUACCAAUAGAAGGGUAGGUAUUGAAAGCAAUUUAAAGAAUUUGCAAUAUUUUAGGAAAAUUACAAUAUGUAACAACGUACUAGUAAAUUCUAUGUAAACUAAUUUUAAUAAAACAUUCCUCAUAAAUGUAAACAACAACAACAAAAAUGAAAUUAUAGAAGCUGAUCUUAGCCACAAAACAUCACACAACUAUUCAUAAGUUUAAACUAUUGACCUUUCUUUUUAAUAUUAAAUAUCUAUUGGGUUUGAAAUUUAAAUCCAAAUUUCAUAAUCAUUCCUUGUUUAUCAGAAACAAAUUGAUGAUUGAAAAACAAUUUUGGCUGGUCAACCUUAGUUAACAAUUGUGUGAAGUAUAAUUGCAAUAGGUGUGUGCACGUGUUUUCACACGGCGUGUGUCAGGUAUACCGUUUGGUUGAAAUCGUGACGACGUCCGAUGCAUGUUGUCUGAAGGUGCUUUCUUAAAUUGUUGGAGAAUGCGAGAACACUGGCCGAAACAUGUAAAUUAAACUGCUGUUCACAUUUUAU
This is a messenger RNA of Mizuhopecten yessoensis (Yesso scallop), 4244 nucleotides long. Its product is annotated as acetylcholine receptor subunit alpha-1-A-like. Gene Ontology annotation, biological process: monoatomic ion transport. NCBI's taxonomy places the organism in Eukaryota, Metazoa, Mollusca, Bivalvia, Pectinida, Pectinidae. The record is from RefSeq and is a predicted model, not a curated record. Gene Ontology annotation, cellular component: membrane. Bases 1 to 597 code for a protein of 198 amino acids. The transcript has 3 exons.